Molecule: messenger RNA, 922 nt
Organism: Dioscorea cayenensis subsp. rotundata (Guinea yam)
Lineage: Eukaryota; Viridiplantae; Streptophyta; Magnoliopsida; Dioscoreales; Dioscoreaceae
Product: CCG-binding protein 1
Exons: 3
Coding region: 41-646 (201 amino acids)
Biological process (GO): pollen tube guidance
Cellular component (GO): nucleus; cytosol
Molecular function (GO): mediator complex binding
Source: RefSeq, a predicted model, not a curated record
ACGUCUCAUUCGGUGCAUCGUCUCGCAAGAAACCCAAGCGAUGAGGACCGUUUCUCUCCGAUCGCCGGCGCCGGCCACGGUUCCAUCUCAAUUCUCUGGCAUGCUCUCCCGAUCUAGGUCGCCGAUGAUCGUGCGCUGCUUGCAGAGAAGGGACGAAGUCUCCUCCAUCCCCAAGCUGGAGCCCUUCAGCCGGAGUCGGAUCGAUCGGCUCGUCAAAGACCCUCCCCUUUUGGAGAAAACUAAGGACGAUUUCACAGAUUAUUGCUCCACCCUUGAAGGAGAAGAAUCUUGCAGGUGCUGGACAGCCUAUUUUGAGUUAAGAGAUCUCGAAAAGGAAAUGUCACAAGAAGAUAUCGAGACACUUAUAAGGCAGUCAGGUGGAAUAAAAUCUCUUAUAGACUGUGUACAUGGAAUCACAGCAAUGCAAAAGAAGCAAGAAGGCAAGUUCGCUAUACCCACAGUAUCAAACAAAGAGACCGAAAAGAAGAUACCAUUUCCGGUCCCCGAUGGAAUUCCAAAAUCAAAGGAUGAGCUUGAAGAAGAAGAGAAAGCAAGAAUGCCUGAUUCUUCGCACACCCGGCUUCUCAGAGCCAUGGGCAGGUUUCCUGCUUGGUAUUCCCAAGCUCCAGACCAUGAAUCAGAUUGAUGAAGGACAGAGUCAGGGUAAGUAGAUUGUAUAUAUUCUUAAUGUUUUUUAUUUGCAUUAAGUAGUAGGUGUCUUAUUAGUGUUUCUUGUUUAGAUCUACAAUUGUGUCUCAAUUGCUUGGUUGUGCGAGUUAUAAAGGUUUAUUGUCUUGUUGUACUUGUUAUGUCUUAACAUGUAAAAAAAGACAUAAUUGUUAAGGACACUCUUGUUUGGGAGUUUUCAAACUAUAACAACAACAAAGUUGUUACUUCCAAUUAUUUAGGGUUGGCAUAUGAA